AUGCCUUGGAGUUUCAUAGGUGAUUUCAACACUAUACUUGGUGCUCAUGAGUAUGAUGGUUCUUUUAGGCCUGUGAGAGGCCCGAUGGAGGAGUUUGCUGACUGGACAGAUUAUAACCAUUUGGUCCAUAUGCCUAUUGUUGGUGUUAAGUUUACUUGGGCUAAUGGUAGAGAGGGUAGGCGGCAUACUCGUAAACGGCUGGAUCGAGUUAUUUGCAAUCAGGAUUAG
Lathyrus sativus (Indian pea) is the source of this 228-nucleotide messenger RNA. The record is from the annotation of a GenBank genome assembly. Lineage: Eukaryota; Viridiplantae; Streptophyta; Magnoliopsida; Fabales; Fabaceae.